Molecule: messenger RNA, 2842 nt
Organism: Anguilla rostrata (American eel)
Lineage: Eukaryota; Metazoa; Chordata; Actinopteri; Anguilliformes; Anguillidae
Gene: tspan6
Product: tetraspanin 6
Exons: 8
Coding region: 219-974 (251 amino acids)
Cellular component (GO): plasma membrane
Source: RefSeq, a predicted model, not a curated record
CGGUCGGGGAACAGAGGGGGCUCUGAUCCAAUAAUCUACGCUCUAAUGAAACUACAGCCGCCCUGGACUCCGUUUUCCAUACCGGAAAGCGAGAGCCAAUCAGUGACGACAUUUCCCUUCUCCUUGAAGCGUCGAGCGAAAGUUUUCCAGGGAAGACGAAUCGGAAAGUUUGGGAGCCUUACCGAAGCUGUGAAAUUGCGAUUUACAAACCUGUCAGGAUGUCUUCCCCUUCCCGAAGGCUACAGACCAAGCCCGUGAUAACAUGUCUUAAGACAUUUCUUAUUUCUUACAGUCUUAUAUUUUGGUUAACAGGGGUCAUCCUGCUGGCUGUUGGUGUGUGGGGCAAGGUGAGGCUGGAAGCCUUCUUCUCCCUGGCCUCAGAGAAAAGCACCAAUGCGCCCUACGUACUCAUCGGCACUGGAGCCGUCAUUGUCAUCUUCGGCCUGUUUGGCUGCUUCGCUACGUGUCGCGGGAGCCCCUGGAUGCUUAAACUGUAUGCCAUGUUCCUGAUCCUGGUGUUCUUAGCCGAGCUUGUGGCAGGCAUCUCUGGCUUCGUCUUUAGACAUGAGAUAAAGGAUAUAUUACGUGUGUCCUACAAAAGCGCCAUGGAUAAAUAUGACGGUACUGGCCCCCAGAGCAAAACAUUGGACACCAUCCAGAGAAAUCUGGAAUGUUGUGGAUCUGAAAACUACACUGACUGGGAGAAUACGGACUAUUUUAAAAGCAAUGGCAUCCCCGAAAGCUGCUGCAAGGAGAGCGACAAUUGCACCCCCGACGUCCUUAAAAACCCAGACAAAGCUGCCACGGAGGUUUACCCUGUGGGCUGUUUCUCCAAGGUAACCGAUACAAUGGAGUCUAACCUUGGAAUCAUUGCAGGGAUUUCCUUUGGAAUAGCCUUCUUCCAGCUCAUAGGAGUCUUCCUGGCCUGCUGUCUGUCCCGGUACAUUACAAACAACCAGUAUGAGAUGGUCUAGGAGCACCCUGAUACAGGAUACAGACAAACUGAUCUGGAUAGAAGCUGCCUAAAAGGGACCCCUUACAGUUUUUAAUCUUUUUUUGUAUGUGUUUUUCUUAGCCAUUUCAUGUUAGAUCACUUGCUGCUUUUAAUAGUCUGUAUUUCAUUUCUCACGUAUUUCUGGAAUGAAGGGAAACGCAGGCCAAAAAUUAACCUCACAAGAAGCUCUGUUUAGUGGCAGAUAUAUGAUCGUUUUGACAGACAUGUUUGUCACAUGCAGUGCUGGCACAAAUUUUGGAAGCACUGCGUUUAUAAAUGGAGUUUGAUAAUCCAAUAUUUUGCAACAGUUCCUGUUUUUAGCAUAAAUGUGAUAUGUGCUAAAUGUCAUAUCAGCAUAAAACAAAAAUGAUUAAAUAAUUAGCAUUUGAUUUAAACAAGUAAUAACCAUUACACCUUCCUGUGCAUUAGGUCAUACCUACAUAAUUGAGCAAUGUAAUGUAUCUUGCUGUUAGAAAUUUUAUAACAGGUUGAACAUCUAUUUGUCAGGUAUUUGUGUAUUUACUAAUGAUCGCAUAAUGUCAUUACCGCUCGUGGAACAGAUAACUGUUAAAAAAAUACAGUUUUAAAAAUGGCUUCGAUAAACAACAGAAAGGACACAGAUAAAAGUUUUAAGAGUGCUGAACUUCUUCUUUAAGCACAGUGUUUCCAUAAUUUGUGCCAGUACUGUAUACUUUUACAUUUUCAAGAACAGAAUCAUGAAAAUGUGAAAAGAUUUUUUUUUUAAAUGUGACUUUAAAUGAAUUUAAAUCGGUAGUGUCUACUGGCAGGCAACCAUUUCCAUUUGUACCUCAAGACCUGUACUUAGUUCUUGCCCUUAUUUUGAUGCGAACAUGAAUCACCUGAUGUUAAUCACCUGUUAACAGCUGAAGUCAGUUGUUAAACCUGCAGGAGUUAGGGCCUCGGAUCUCCAGAACCAGGAGUGGGACACUGCUGAUUUCAAUUCAAGCCAUUACAUUUCUUAGAGCCAUUAUGCCGGUUUCAGUGUUUUGUGUAUGUGUCCUUAUCCCACAUGAAUGCUAUUGCAGUGCAUACAGCAGACCGUUUAAACUCUUUUGGGCCAGCACUGUAAUAUGACAAAUGUAAGACAAUGUGUUCCACGUUUGAUACUGUACAGUGCAAUACCACAAAAUGAAAUCUCUGUGUUUGGACAUUCGUUAUAUUCCAGUUGUGAACUACAAGGAAAGAAGUGGGAAGAGAAGUAUUUAUUAGUGUCGAUUUACAUGCCAUAAACUCUGUGGCCAGCUUGUGCCCAUAUUGUUUUGACUGUGGUGUUGUUCAAGUGAAUGCCAAGUGACAUUUUGUCAGAUCCUGUAUUCAGACUAGCCAUAGCCAUCUUUAUGGUGAUUCAAGAGGGCAGACCGAGUUUGUGAUUUCAUUCCAAAGUGUGCCUUUUGAAUUGCGUAGUUGAAGGUUAAUCCUCAGCAUGCUGUCUCUGAGAAUGUAUUUGGUCCUUACAUAUUUCUUCUUUCUUGAUGUCCAUAAAAAUGCAAUAUCUUUAUAGGACAAGCUGACUUUCUGGAUUAAAAAAUAAAGUUUUAUAAAUGUAAGUUAAAUAUUCGUAUAAAAAUGGAAAGAAUGAAUAUCAUGUCAAGUCAUGCCGCUGAUGAAUAUAAUUGGAAACAAAGGGAAUUUGUAAUUGUUACUUAAGGGAAAAGAGAAUGUGUACAUAAUCACUGCAAUAAAUACUUUUCAUUGACUAGAAACAUUUAGUUAGUGGUUUCAUGCAGUUUUAGUCCCUAUGGGGGUAAAAUCUUAGAGCAACUCUUAAAAUAAUGUCUUGUUCAAAUAGUUUGUGGUUUGAAAAAUAAAACUUGCAUAUUGUCAGUG